Molecule: messenger RNA, 3228 nt
Organism: Daphnia pulex (common water flea)
Lineage: Eukaryota; Metazoa; Arthropoda; Branchiopoda; Diplostraca; Daphniidae
Product: aminopeptidase N-like
Exons: 12
Coding region: 219-3140 (973 amino acids)
Biological process (GO): proteolysis; peptide catabolic process
Cellular component (GO): cytoplasm
Molecular function (GO): zinc ion binding; metalloaminopeptidase activity; peptide binding
Source: RefSeq, a predicted model, not a curated record
AAGAUUGGAAAAAAACAAAAACAGGUUUGAUGACCGUCGGUUAAGUUACAAACCCUAAAGUAUUUGGCAGUUGAUGAUGCCAUUGGUUUAACCUCUGAUCGGCAGUCGCCCGUGGACCGUACACCAGUGCACUCCUAUACCCGCAAAGUUAACUAACUUCUCCAUCACCGAAUUUCAUUUCAAAUCUUUUAUUUGUGUUGAUUGAUUCAAUUUGGAAAAUGCGUUUGAUAUUCAUCCGAUUAAUUUUAUUUCUGCUCGCCUCCAAUGGGAUGAGCGACGGACACAGGAUCGAUCCUUUCCUCAAUCCCCUCCACUACGACCUGGUCCUGUUGCCCGUCAUCAGCGGCGGCAGCCCGCGAUUGUGCGGCCACGUUUACAUCGACGUCCAGCCGACCAGGACGACCAAUUUGAUCACGUUCCACGCAGUCGAGCUCACCAUCAUCGACGUCAGCGUGCGGAGUGUCGGGAACGAAACGGCCGCUGUCAAUUCGGCCAUCGACGACCGAUUUCUCCAGCUGGAGGAUCUCUGCUUCUCAGGUCUUUUCGUUCAAACCUCCAAGGAAUUUCAGACGAUCCAGGAGGUGCCGGAGCGGGAGCAAAUGAGCAUAGUUCUCAAACAGGUUUUGCUCAAGGGUCACAAGUACCGCAUCGGUUUGUAUUACCUGGGCAAGGUUAGAGAGGAUUCCAGAGGAUUUUACAGAGCCAAUUACAAGAAUGACGUCACUUCCUGCUGCCACCAAGGUUGGUUCGGUGGAACGCAAAUGCAAGCGACCGACGCCCGUCGAGUUCUUCCCUGCCUGGACGAGCCGGGAUUAAAAAUGACUUUUGACGUGGUUGUCGGUCACAGCAACGCCAUGACGGCCCUGUCCAACAUGCCCGAAAUUUCCAGCCGUGCCAUGACAACCACGCGCGAUUGGAUGUGGACGUCAUUUUCACGGUCGCCGCCCAUGCCCACCUAUUUAUUGGCCAUGUUCGUGACGGACUAUGAGAGUUUGGAGACGAUUUAUCAGUUGGACGGCGACCGGUCCGUCAAGUUGCGCUUCUGGGGACGGCCGGACCAGCUGCCCCAUCUAAAGGAAUCCAUGGCGGUCGCCGGCGACCUGCUCAACUAUUUGGUGAAAUACGUCCGUCAGCCGUUCACUUUACCCAAAAUUGAUUUUAUAACCGCGCCAAUUCAACUCCAUUUCGAGGCCAUGGAGAACUGGGGUCUCAUCCUCUUUCGGGAAAACCGACUUUAUCACAACAAGGAAACUGACAGCGAGGACGACCGUUUUACUCUCAUUCAAAUAAUGGCGCACGAAUUGGCGCAUCAGUUUUUCGGCAACUUGGUUACUUCCAAUUGGUGGAGUGACAUUUGGUUUAAUGAAGGCAUGAGUUCACUCUUCGAGAUGGAAUUAACCGAUUAUGCAAUGCCAAACGACACGUAUCGUUGUGAGGCCGAACGCCACAAAUCCAUUCGAUCCGCCAUGAAAUUCGAAGAGGAGCGAACAGAACCGCUGACGGUCAUCCGACAAGUGGAGACGGCCGAAGAAGCUGAAAAGAUGUUUGAUCCACUUUCCUACAGUAAAGGAAGUGGUUUAUUCCUGAUGUUACGCAAUUUCGUUGGACAUGAGAAAUUCAGAAACGCACUCAUCACUUACAUGGAUCGCUAUCAAUUCCAGAGUGUCAACAGUCGAAAUUUCAUGGAGAUUUUGAACGAGCAACUGCACCAGGACCGCGAAUUUGGCCGGACGAUGAACGUCACGAAGAUCAUGAAUUCUUGGACCCAUCAGCCGAGUUAUCCGAUCGUUCGUUGCUCUCUGGCCGGCAACGGGCGAAUUCGGCUGUCUCAGAUGCCGUUUCCGUUACUCCGAAGCAAUUCAUCACAGGUCAAUGCCUUGUGGUGGAUCCCCAUCGCCAUGACGGAUGGCAGACGGCCAGAUUUCACCCGAGAAGGGACAUAUCCGAGAGUUUGGCUCACGCCCGAACGUCCGACUUUGGAGAUUCCUUAUUUCCCUCAGGUGUUGAACCGAGACGGACCAGCAGAAGACCAAGAACCGGACACUUGGAUUCUCGUCAACGGCCAAUUCGCCAUCUACGGUCGAGUGUUGUACGACAAAGCCAAUUGGCGACUGAUCUCCAAUCAGCUGAUGCUCAAUCACACCGUCAUCCCGAAAGUGACUCGGGCUCAAUUGAUUGACGACGCUUUCACGCUGGCUGGAGCCGGAUAUUUGGACUAUCAAGUGGUUGUUGAACUCAUCGAGUAUCUGACUUUGGUCAACGACGAGUUCGUCCAGUCUACCAGUUUAUUCCACUUGAAAUUGAUCCAGGAACGGUCGAGACACAACGAAUCGCUUUAUAAUCUGUUCAAGGAAUACACCAGUAGAUUCAAGUUCGAGAAAACCGACCAUGGAGAGCCAGGCGACUACAACGACUGGGUUCGAGUUGGUGAUCCGCUGGAUGGAGUUGGCUGCCUGAACUGGAGUGACGACGGUGUGUGUGUCGAUCAAGUCAUGCGCCUCUUUCACGCUCAAAUGGGCGGCUCAAUUACCCCCGAAGAGAAAAAGGCAAUGACGGAACAUUUGGAGCGCAAUUGGUGUGCGGUGAUUCGCUACGGUGGCAAGGAAGAAUGGAACUGGGCGUGGCGAGCUAGUCUUUGCGACAUGUGGUCGUCACAGCGGACAAAGAUUUUAUCGGCCAUGAGUUGCAGUCAAGAUCGUGAUCGUUUGAAACAGCUUCUUUCGCGCGUGUUUUCGCCGACAAUCGAACAGGACCCGCACGACACGUUCGCCACCAUUGAGAAAAUGACGGAAAAUCACGUCGCUCGUUCCAUGGUGUUGAACUUUUUGGCGACCAACUGGGAGAUCCUAGGGCGACAUUUUAGUUAUAGAAGGUCUGGCGAUAAUUUGAAGCUGCUCACCUCUGCCGCCAAAUUUCUGAGUACACCAGACGAAUUGAAAGAGAUGUCCCGGAUUUUGUCCGACUUGGAAAAUAAAGACAAGAAACUCAAUCGCGCUUUCACGAACGGGAUUCUGGAGGGUAUCCGCAACAAUAUUCGCUGGGGUGAGAAGAAUUUGGAACAAGUCUAUUUGGUUAUCGAAUCUCGGAUAAUGACACGUCGUUCGACAAAUUCACUCGCCAAGACUAACUGCAUUCCCUAAGCUGUUUUGCUGCUUGUCCUGAUUUCUUCAUCGUUUUUUUAUUUUCAUAGUUUUUACCGUUUGUUAAAUAAAUAUGGAAAUAAUGAAA